AUGUCUAGUUCAUACCUGGAAAUACGUCGCGAAAGACUCUACGGGGAGGACAUAGCGCGCAGCGUUCGUCACCUGGAGAAGCUGCGCCUGAAACAGUCUCAGUUGCUGAGCAAUCUGGCUUUUUUACAACGCUGUCAUGACAAGGAGGUAGUACCGAAGUUUGCAGUCGUCAAACACCACAUCAGAAGCGCUGCAGUAAACAGAAUUUUACGAAAGACCAGCAAUGCUAUUGUGAAGGAGAGGAUACGUCAUACCAGGUAUGAACUAGACAGGAACACUCGCCUGUUAUUUAGUUGCCAUUUAUUUCUGGCCGAAGUCCUCUCACCAUUGGACUGGGAAUGGGUGGAUAUGACUUUGGCGGCACACCAACGAGCCAAUUUAAGCAGGACUACGGCGAAACAGGCCGAUAAAUUUGAGCGGCUUAACCGUGAUCAAGGAACUACUGGGUCCAACGGCAUUCACCGCACUGUUAUCAACUUCUCUGACAAGGAACUUGAUGAAGCUACCAUCUCGGCUCUCAGUAAAGGAUUGAACUUUGCCCCAGCUCCACUACAGAGGGCCUUCAAUUUGAUGCAGCAACUUCUGACAAAGCCAAGAAACAUGGUGCAGAUAUAUGAAAGAAUUGCUUACAAAAUUAACACACAAUCAAAAAAAAUGGCAAUCAGUUUUAAGAUCUAA
This is a messenger RNA of Schistocerca americana (American grasshopper), 678 nucleotides long. RefSeq lists its product as uncharacterized. The record is from RefSeq and is a predicted model, not a curated record. The transcript is spliced from 3 exons. The coding region runs from base 1 to 678 and encodes 225 amino acids. Lineage: Eukaryota; Metazoa; Arthropoda; Insecta; Orthoptera; Acrididae.